Dissoconium aciculare CBS 342.82 is the source of this 484-nucleotide messenger RNA. RefSeq lists its product as uncharacterized. NCBI's taxonomy places the organism in Eukaryota, Fungi, Ascomycota, Dothideomycetes, Mycosphaerellales, Dissoconiaceae. Bases 37 to 411 code for a protein of 124 amino acids. The record is from RefSeq and is a predicted model, not a curated record. The transcript has 2 exons.
UGAACUGCCAAAAAGGCACGUGGUCAAAUCGAAGAAAUGUUGAAAUCUCACAUUCCCCUUCGGACAGGCGUGAGCUUGGUCCUUCUCUCAUCAUUGUGCGCCCUGUGCGUGAUGGAAGUGCCAAGCGACGUGGAAUGGUGGUUGCAGCCGGUGGAGCUGGUUGAACUGUGCGAGAGGUGGCGGAGGCGGGCGGUGAUGCUGAAGAUAGGUGGGCGCAUCAUCAUCAUGCAAGGUCACUGUCCUGUCACGUCUGGCAAGGCAGUCCACCUCACAAACUUACUAUGGACAGCCCAAUCCAGGAGUACAUCAUCCUUAGCUGUGGUUGUGGUUGUGCUUGGAUUCACUAUGCUGCUGGUACUGCUGAUACUGCUGCCGUAUACGUGUCUUCGGCGUAAACCUCGCUCUAGAUAGUGGAAGCGGCCAUCACGAAUGACUAGGAUCCACAGCACCACGGUCAUGUACUGUACUGUACAGUCAGUCGAAC